AUGGAUAGUUUCUUCUCGCAGCCCGUUCCAGGGCCUGGAGCGAGUCAACAACACGACUCUUUUUCCUCUUCCCACGCAUCCGCCUUGGGACAGGGAAACGCUGCUGGCCUCGGCGCAAGCGACGCUGCUGUCGCCGGGCCUUCCGGCCGCGGUCGUGGAGCCCAACUCGCGGGCCCUACGCAUGCGGGGCCGGGGGUCGAAGCCGAGGACGGCCGGGGGGUGUCGAAGGAAGAGGCUCCCCAGGGAGGUCUGAGCGCACAGUUCUCUGGGAAGGGCGAUUAUUUUUCUUCCCUUCUCUCGAAGCGCGAAGGCGAGCAAGCCGGACGCUUCGAAAGAGACACUUUCGGCGCUGUCUCCGGCGGGCAAGCGCCCGCCUCGGCCUCGGGGCUCCUGACCACGGCCUUCCCGGGGGCUGCGUUCCCCUCUGGUGGGGCCUUCAUGGGCCUCACGGGGACAGGGGCUGUCGGCUCCAUGGCCUACGAGCCGAGCAUCGUCGUCAAAGAAGUGUCGCCCAGUAAAGUCCAGUUUCUCUUGGAAAACUGCGACGUCUCGAUCGCAAAUGCUCUCAGACGCGUCAUGAUUGCCGAAGUUCCCACCCUCGCCAUCGAUCUAGUCACCGUCUACGAGAACACCAGCGUGUUGCACGACGAGUACAUCUCCCACAGGCUGGGACUGCUUCCUAUCGACAGCACUCGGGUGGCGGAGUUCGUCAACCGCGAGGACUGCGACUGCGCCGACCACUGCCCUCGCUGCAGCGUCCAGUACGCCUUGGACGUGGUUUGCCAAAACGAUUCCUUGCUCGUCACCCACCGGGACAUCGUCGCGGAUAAUGCAGGCCGCGGAACAGCCCUUGCUCCUGGCGGCGGAUUUCUCGACCUGAGCUGUCCCAUGCCUGUUCCGCUCCCGCGCGAAAUGCAACAAAAAGAGAUGGACGGCAUUCCCAUUGUCAAGCUGCGGAGGAACCAAAGUGUGAACAUGCGAAUGACUGCGAUCAAGGGGAUGGGGAAACUGCAUGCAAAGUGGUCACCCGUGGCCACGGCGUCGUACAAGUUCGAACCUGAGAUCUCCUUCGAAGAAGACCAGCUCGCGCGGGCGCCAGCGGAAGUAAAGAGGCAAAUAGCCGCCUCUUGCCCCCGGGACGUCUUCGCCUUCAUCGAUGACACUGCGACUGGAGGCAAUGGAAUGCUUCGCGUCGAGAACAAAAUUAACUGCAUCUACUGCGACCAGUGCAAGAUCAAGGCGCAGGAUCUCGGCUAUCGAAAGCUCGUUCGCGUGGAGCCCAACGAGCGGAAGUUUUACUUCACUGUGGAGUCGACGGGUGUGAUGCCUGCUGAGCAGAUUGUGGAGAUGGCUUUCGACAUUCUGCUGAACAAAGUGACUGAAUUAGACGGUCUCGUCGCGCAGGCGAGCACGCGAGCGACUGGGCACUUGCGGUCUUCGCCGGGGGCGCCUGGACUGGGGAACGCCGAGUCGGCGGGCGAGACGGGCGGCGACAGAGCCGGCGCGGCUGCGCCAGGAGGCGUGGUCCGACUUGACUUGGACUAA
Neospora caninum is the source of this 1545-nucleotide messenger RNA. RefSeq lists its product as hypothetical. The transcript has 10 exons. Gene Ontology annotation, cellular component: RNA polymerase II, core complex. Gene Ontology annotation, biological process: DNA-templated transcription. The record is from RefSeq and is a predicted model, not a curated record. NCBI's taxonomy places the organism in Eukaryota, Apicomplexa, Conoidasida, Eucoccidiorida, Sarcocystidae. Gene Ontology annotation, molecular function: DNA binding; protein dimerization activity; DNA-directed RNA polymerase activity. The coding region runs from base 1 to 1545 and encodes 514 amino acids.